UAGAAAGGGUGCGGGUUUGGCGCAGUGGAAAUUAUAGGCGACUGCUAUCACCAAGUCGGCCAUCUGUGCACUGGGCUUUUAUCUUCGUGUUUCGAAUUUCAAAAACACAGUCGACAAUUGGGAUUUUUAUCGAAUUGUAUCGAUAUUUAUUUAAUUAUUUAAUAGAUAGCACAAUGAGCUCUAUCAACGUGAAUAAGUUAAAGGUAAACGAGUUGAAGGACGAGUUGAAGAAGAGGCAGCUGUCGGACAAGGGGCUGAAGGCGGAUCUUAUGGACCGGCUGCAGGCCGCGCUGAAUGAAGAGGCUCUAGCCAGAGGAGCUGAGACCGGGGAGAACGGCGGCCAAGGCGAAGGGGCUGUCGGCCUGAAUGACAUGGGCGAGGAGGACUUGGAUGAAGACCUAGUUGAGGAGAGGAUGGAGGCGGGCGGAGUAGAGGAUGAAGAUAGGUGCGAAGGGAAAGCAGAGAAAGAAUGCGCCAAUAUCGACGAUAAUAUGGGGGAAGAGGAGGAUGCGGGAGUAGAUAUGGAUAAAUCCGACGAGGAUGAAGAUGCUCUACUGAAAGAAGAAGAGGAUGAUGACGAUGAGGAGAUGGAUAAAUUCGAUGAUGAUGAUGCUGCACUGGGGACUCUCUCGAGAGAGGGGGAUGCGGACAAAGACACGAGCGCUGAGCAGAAGAAUAAGAAAGGCGUUAAGAGACGCCGGGAGGAACAUGGAAGGGGCUACUUUGAGUUUAUUGAAGAAAGCAAGUACAGCCGGGCCAAGUCCCCCCAGCCCCCACUGGAGGAAGAGGACGAGGAGUUUGACGACAGCACUGUCUGCCUGGACACCUAUAACAGUGACCUGCACUUCAAGGUGUCCCGGGACCGUUACAGCGCGUCAUCCCUUACCAUGGAGAGCUUUGCCUACCUGUGGGCUGGAGGCAGGGCUUCCUACGGAGUAGCUCAGGGCAAGGCCUGCUUUGAGAUGAAGAUCAUUGAGAAGAUCCCAGUGAAACAUAUCUCCAGUAAAGGCAUGGAUAUCCAUGAGGUUCUGGUGGGCUGGUCACUAGCCAAUGGAACACUGUUACUGGGAGAAGAGGAACACUCGUAUGCCUUCUCUGCCAAAGGGAAGAAAACCACCAACUGUGUCACAGAAGACUUCGGAGAGUGCUUCGACGAAAACGAUGUCGUCGGAUGCCUAAUCAACUUUGAAGGCUCUGAGGUGGAGCUAUCGUUCAGUAAGAACGGUCAGGACCUAGGCGUGGCCUUCAAAGUUGACAAGGCAUCUUUGGACGGACGGCCCCUCUUCCCUCACGUCCUCUGUCACAACUGUGCUGUAGAGUUCAACUUCGGCCAGAGGGAGGCACCACUGUUCGUCCCACCGGCCGACUACAGCUUCCUACAGCAGGUCCCUGUGAGCAAGAGGGUCCGAGGCCCCAAAGGGCCCGACACCAAGGAUGACUGUGAGGUGAUCGUGAUGGUAGGCCUGCCUGGCGCUGGGAAGACGGCGUGGGUAACCAAGCACACUCAGGAGCACCCUGGGAAAUACAACAUCCUGGGAACCAACACCAUCCUGGAGAAGAUGAUGAUCGCCAGUCUGAAACGCCAAAUGAAGGAUGUCACCAAACUCACCGCCAUCUCCCAGCGUGCACCUCUUUUCCUGGGAAAAUUCAUUGAGAUCGCUGCACGCAAAAAACGCAACUACAUCCUUGACCAGACCAAUGUGUCGGCCCCGGCCCAGAGGAGGAAGAUGUGUCUGUUUGCAGGCUUCCAGAGGAAGGCCGUGGUGGUGUGUCCUACUGAUGACGACUACAAGCAGAGGACACAGAAGAAAGCCGAGACGGAUGGUAAAGACGUCCCCGAGCACGCCGUACUCAAGAUGAAAGGUAUCUACACCCUGCCGGAGCCAGGGGAUUGCUUCAGUGAGGUGAGCUUUGUGGAGCUGCAGAAGGAUGAGGCCUCCAAGCUGCUGGACUUGUACAAGGAGGAGAGUCGCUCCGCCCUGCCCCCAGAGAAGAAGGCCAACCAGGGGGGCACGCCACCCAAGAGAGGGGGCAACCACCGCGGCCGUGGGGGCAGAGGGCAGGGGCAGUGGGGAGGUGGUCAGGGGCAGAGGGGGGGCAGAGGAGGCUUCCAGAUCAGAGGCAACUUCAGGGGAGGCCCAGGACCUCGUGGUGGAUUCAGUCGUCCCCCCAGAGGUUUCCUCCCUCCUCCGGCCUUCCGAGGGGGCUUCUCCAACCGGGGCAACUUCAACAGGGGGAGCGGGGGCAUGCCCAGCAGAGGGGGUGCACCCAGGGGGGGUCCUGGAAGGGGCAACAUGAGGAACAUGGGUAAUAGGGGAGGCAAUAUGCACCGAGGAAGCAUGACCCGCGGAGGAGGUGGAGGUGGAAGAGGACGUGGGGACAACAGGGGCAACUUCACACAGAAGUUCAGAGGCAGAGGAGGCAACAAUCGCAGCUUCAACAAGAACAGCAACUUUGGCAUGAACAAGGCCCAGGCCUUCAACCAGAGCUGGCAGCAGGGGUUCUGGAACCAGAAGCCAUGGAGCCAACAGUACCACCCAGGAUACUACUGAGCAUGUGCGGUAGAGAGACUGACUGACAGCACACAGACACACCCCCUCACUACAAACCCCGUCCACCCCAGCACAUACGCGCCAACUCCCGUUGCGCUCCAUUUUACCUUCUCCCCUCCUCCUUUUUCCUCUCCUCUUCCUUCGUUUUAGGAAGAAAGAGAUGAUGGACUGAGAUGGACUGCCGGUUCUGAGACAAAGACAACAAACGCUUUCUGGGCUCCUUUACUUUCUGCGUUUUGAUUUUGUAUAUUUGUAUUGCUUUUACGUUUCAGAGCCGGAGCUCUCAAGCGUUCGCCUUCAGAAACCUUGGCUUUCAUCCAGCAUGUGAUGUCUCUUAAAAAACUUUUCAGGGUUCUGUGUUUUUAUCUGUAAAGAUGUACUUUUUACUACAACGAUCAAGAUAUUUCUUUCCGAUUUUUUGCUUUACAUGAUGUUGUUUUAUGUUUUUAAGAAUCAGGAGAGGCUAGCACUCACUUUAGACACAUAGCAUUUGUGAGGUGUCGUAAUUCUAGUCCUGCUGCAAAUACGUUUGUUUCUAGUAAGUAAAGUGAAGUUUAAGCUGUAAUAAAAAAUGAUAUGCUUAAAAAUAUAUAUAUCAGUGUAAUUUAACUAACAGACAGCCCACAUAAACACAGGAAUUGCUCUCGAUGGUGCAUCUUACUUUGUAUGCAAAUCCAUAUUUUUCAAUGUCAAAGGUGUUAGAAAAGCCUUUGAUAUGAGAAGCACCGUCUCAGAUAGAGUAGCUGUCUUGUUAAAAUUAAUCAAAUGUCUUGCUAUAUCCUGCAUCAGUGGCUCAUACAUCCAAUCUAAAGACCAAGGCCGUCCUUCAGUAAGGCACUCCUUUAUCUAUCUUGAGUGGUCACUUACACAGUACUCCGUACCAGAGCAGAUGGGCCAUUCCAUGAGGCCUGGGGCGCGUUCAGUAGAGCACAACGUUAUCUAACAUUCAGAUCAGGGAUGGGCAAUUGAAGGCCCUCGGACCAAUUUCAAAAUGUGGUUGUUUAUUGUUUGUAAUGUCAGUCACUGACAGUCACUCAAUUAGCCCAUGUCAGCUAAAAUGUUUUAGAUUGGUAAAUUAGUCUAGCGGCCAGCUAUCUAAAAUGUAAUCAUGGUUGAAUUACCUACCGGAGGGCCCCCAUGGAUUUUGUUAGUCUCACUCAGAUAUCAAAUUAAAAACAGCUCAUUUUCCUCUCCGCCCCAUGGCAAAAUGAAUAGAAUGGAAGGAAAUCAGUUAUAAAAUUGCUAAAUGUUCUCUACGCCCCAUGGCUAAAUGUGUAGAAUGGCACGGAAUUAGGAUCACUCUGGGAUAGAACUGUCCUGAAUAGAGCCGACAUGAAUCCUUACACUACGUGUCCGAGAGGCAGGUUUGUUCUACUCAGUAUUUUUUAAAUAUCCGAUGGGGGUGGGGGUCACAAAAAAGCUGAACUCAGCAUGAGGGGCCGCAGUUGCGCCACAGUUCCACUCAAGAAGUACAACAAAAACCACAGUUUUACAUCAAUGUGGUUCUCUCCAAUAAACAAUUAUUUGAAAAAAUGGGUUUUAAGUGCCAACCUUAAACAUUUCACUUUUGGACUUACAUGAUCAACCUGGUCCUUAGCAGGUUUGUCUGAAUGAACCCAGCUUAAUGUGCUUAAAGAUACUACACAGCAAUGUAAAAACAUUACUGUGUAGAACAAGCCUACCUUUCAGACACUUAGUGUAAGGAAUAAUGUCCGCUCCAUUCAUGAGUUCUAUCUGCAACGUUCAGUAUAUUGCAUCCUCCUGAACAUGACCCUGUUUUCAACACCUCUGAUAAUCUACUGUUAGCAAUAGAACUAGGAGUCCUCCUCACCACCUCUGAUAGCCUACUGUUAGCAAUAGAACUAGGAGUCCUCCUCACCACCUCUGAUAGCCUACUGUUAGCAAUAGAACUAGGAGUCCUCCUCACCACCUCUGAUAGCCUACUGUUAGCAAUAGAACUAGGAGUCCUCCUCACCACCUCUGAUAAUCUACUGUUAGCAAUAGAACUAGGAAUUUGGUGCUAAAGGCUCAAAUUCCUUUGGUAACGCCUAGAAGGCCCCAUAUUAACAGUCCAACAAAUAGACAUGCUUUUAUCCUACAGUACGAUGCUUUAAAGUGCUUAAGAUUUCAUAGUCAUGUAAUUUAAGUAACGAUUUAAGGCCUUUAGUUGUUUAUUGUAAAUACUUUUAAAAUUCAUUUGAUUGUAGAACUUUUAUAAAAGGUAGUCCUUUUUUUGUGGAUGGGGUCAUUUCUGUUGGUUUUAUUUUUUGAACUGUCAAGGUGCAUUCUUUUCAUUGACAUUUGGAAAUCAAAUUGUCUUGAAUCAGUGCUUUGUGUGAGUUCCACUGGAAUAUUUAAGCUGGGCUCAUUCAGACAAAGCUACUAAGGACCCGAUUGAUCAUGUAAAUCCAAGAGUGAAAUGUUUCAAUAGGGGAGCACCCUGUGUAUGUUGUGUGUGUGUUUACUGUUUGUCUAAUAAUUGCAUAUUGGAGAGAACCACAAUGGUAUAUAACUGUUGUUUUUAUUGUAUUUAUUGAAUUGAACUGUAGAUUAGGCCUAAAUGUAUUUUGGGACCAACACAGUGGAAUAACCCUGACUUCUCAGAGAAGCAUUUAAAUCAGGCUGAAGUAAAUGUUACUACUGUCUACUGUUUCAGCAGUCGUGUGAUACAUAGCCUAGAGUGGAGUUGUGUGUUGAAAGAGUUAUUAUUGUCAACUCUCAUCUUUUUACUCGGUGUAUAAGCAGUGUAAACUGACUGACAAAGGCUCAUUAUUGAAGGUGCCUUCAAAAGAAAUUGUUACCCCUGGACUUAUUCCACAUUUUGUUGUGUUACCGCCUGAAUUCAAAAUGGAUUCAAUCAUUUUUUUAAACUCACCCAUCUACACACAAUACCCCAUAAUGACAAAGUGAAAACAGGUUUUUAUAAAUGUUUGCAAAUGUAUUGAAAAUGAAAUACAGAAAAAUCGCAUUUAGAUACAGUGGGGCAAAAAAGUAUUUAGUCAGCCACCAAUUGUGCAAGUUCUCCCACUUAAAAAGAUGAGAGGCCUGUAAUUUUCAUCAUAGGUACACUUCAACUAUGACAGACAAAAUUAGAAAAAAAAUCCAGAAAAUCACAUUGUAGGAUUUUUAAUGAAUUUAUUUGCAAAUUAUGGUGGAAAAUAAGUAUUUGGUCAAUAACAAAAGUUUAUCUCAAUACUUUGUUAUAUACCCUUUGUUGGCAAUGACGGAGGUCAAACGUUUUCUGUAAGUCUUCACAAGGUUUUCACACACUGUUGCUGGUAUUUUGGCCCAUUCCUCCAUGCAGAUCUCCUUUAGAGCAGUGAUGUUUAAGGACUGUUGCUGGGCAACAUGGACUUUCAACACCCUCCAAAGAUUUUCUAUGGGGUUGAGAUCUGGAGACUAGCUAGGCCACUCCAGGACCUUGAAAUGCUUCUUACGAAGCCACUCCUUCGUUGCCCAGGCGGUGUGUUUGGGAUCAUUGUCAUGCUGAAAGACCCAGCCACGUUUCAUCUUCAAUGCCCUUGCUGAUGGAAGGAGGUUUUCACUAAAAAU
Molecule: messenger RNA, 6104 nt
Organism: Oncorhynchus nerka (sockeye salmon)
Lineage: Eukaryota; Metazoa; Chordata; Actinopteri; Salmoniformes; Salmonidae
Gene: hnrnpua
Product: heterogeneous nuclear ribonucleoprotein Ua
Biological process (GO): positive regulation of transcription by RNA polymerase II; CRD-mediated mRNA stabilization; regulation of mitotic spindle assembly
Cellular component (GO): nuclear speck; mitotic spindle midzone; nuclear matrix
Molecular function (GO): snRNA binding; poly(G) binding; transcription corepressor activity
Source: RefSeq, a predicted model, not a curated record